AAUACAAAUUUCGACUUGUUUUUCUUAGGCAUAUCUUGGUGUCCUGCUGAAACUAAUAAUUUUUAUACUGUUGGACGUGAUGGUUUACUUAUUCGUCAUAGUAUCAAAGAUGGUAUUCGACCGGUAGAGAAUGCACCACCUGUGGCUUUAUCUUUUAGCCCAUAUGGACAUUUACUACAUGCUGUUCGUAAAGAUCGUAUUGAAAGUGGUAAUAAUUUGUUAACUAUGGACGAAAAUAACAAACUGUCAUAUCCUGCAACUACAAAACUGCAAUCAACCUCUGUUCAACACUCCAAUGGAAAUGGAUCUUCAUUAGGCUAUUAUGGUUCUUCAAAUAAUACAUCAACUUUACCGAAUGCCGUUAUUGCUUCUACUAAUUCUAAUAUUGGUGAUUCUGUUUCAAGUAGUAAAGAUUUUGAACAUCCUACUGUAAUAGUAACAUCUGGUAAUACUGAUGAAUUAGUAAAUCUAAAUGCUACCACUACGCUAAUCACUACAGAAUCAGCUGUCAAUAUACCUGGUACUAAUAGUAAUCAUAAUAUUAUGUAUGCCGGUAGUAAUAUUAAUACUAUCAGUACAACAUCGAUUAUUUCUGCUACCUCCACUAUGUUUACUAAUUCACCUAAUAACGAAACUGCAACAAUCAUGACAUCGACAACAACCACAUCACCUUCCUCCUUGUUUGAUUCACCUCAAAUGGGAUCUUUAAAAUCAACACAGUUAUUUGUUUCACAAGCUCAUAGUCUUUUAUUUCAUUAUAAACCAUGUUUAGAGACACUUCUUCAACCAAAAUGGUAUGAUUUCAGCAAUGCUCUACUACCUGAUCUAAUUAUUUUGUUGGCCAAUAAUUACAAGUUUAUCGGGACCAAUGUGGAUAUGAUUUGUGAAUAUAAUGCCAAUGUUUGUUUACGAUUUGGUCAGCCAUUUUUAGUACGAUUCUGGUUAUUAUUACGUUCAAUUUAUGGUAGCCUUAAUUCUGAAUCAAAUAAACGUACAGCAUCUCAACAAUAUGCAACACAACCGCAACCACCUACACCAUCACAUCAACAAGUAUACACUUUCUCAGAUUUAGGCAAUCAAUAUUCCAAACAUAUUCAAUCCUCACUGAUGAAUGAGAAAAUGGUUCCGUCUACUGAUUCACCAUGUGUUCAUAUUCCAGACAACAGAGCGUCGAAGCGUUUCCGAAAUUCUGGAGCAUCAAAACGUAAAACACGUGAUUUAAAAACAAACGAUACUACAGGUGUUAAAUUAUCGUCUAUUUUAGAAUCAUUAGGUAUAAGAUGUCGAGAAUCUGCACAAAAAUCAACUGACAAAACAAUAGCAAACAUGAAUGUGGAU
Molecule: messenger RNA, 1338 nt
Organism: Schistosoma turkestanicum
Lineage: Eukaryota; Metazoa; Platyhelminthes; Trematoda; Strigeidida; Schistosomatidae
Source: the annotation of a GenBank genome assembly